Messenger RNA from Marchantia polymorpha subsp. ruderalis, 4519 nucleotides. Lineage: Eukaryota; Viridiplantae; Streptophyta; Marchantiopsida; Marchantiales; Marchantiaceae. The record is from the annotation of a GenBank genome assembly.
UAUAGAGAGAGAGAAAGAGAGAGAGAGAGAGAGAGCGCGGAGGGGCCCUAUUUAUAAACCCCCUUCGUAGACUCGCAUCCUAGCACGAGUUUUUCAGUGCACAUGUUCAAGCUUUCUUCCUCUCCCACCUCGGUCGAUCGUUUUUCUCAGUUAGUCCAGUCGUUCCGGAACUUUGCUCCUUGUGGUGUCGUCAGAAGAGUGAGAGUGAGUUGAGUGGUUGGUUGGUUGGGUUGGUUGGUGUCUGGCGUGUCUAGAUUGAACGAGAGCAGCAGAACAAGAGAGGGUCUUUUUUAUCCCCCCUCUCCACAACGCACUGCACCUUUUUCUCAUGUGCAGACUGCAAGAUGAUGUCGUCUGCCUUCUUGUUAGAGUUCUUUCGGUAACAGAGCAGCUGAAGUCUUUUUCCGUACUUCGGUCCUUCUCAACCCUGCCCGACUCCUAGCAACUAAUCAGAGCUUUGCUGUCUCCCCCCUCCCCUCCCCUUCCCUCCUGCUCAGACAUUGAUUGAUCCCUCCUCUCUUCUCCGACUCUCCAAUUGUGUUCUCUGCAGUGGCAUUUAGAUCCAAGCCCUCUUCCCGUCCCGACCCCCCCGACCUUCUGAGACCCGUGGGUUCUGAGUUUGUGCCUUCUCUUCGCCGCCGACCCUUCGAAUCAAUCAUUCAUCAAUUCGCGGAGGAGUUUUUUGCUGUUCGUUGAGACACUCGCUUCUCACAAAUAUCAAAUCGGUGCUGCGUUCGCCAAGCGCGCUACAAAUCGCAGGAAACUUUUUUUGUUCCUGACGAUACGUUCAGAAAGCUCAUAUAUAUUUUGUUACUACUCUGCCCCCAGAGAGAGAGGGAGAGAGAAAGAGAUUCCUAAAGAGAGAGAGAGAGAGAGAGAGAGAGAGAGAAUCCGAGAGGAAGUGAGGUAGAGAAAAAGGAGUGAUAGGGAGGAAGUUGAAUAUGAUGGAACAGAAGUGCGAGAGCAUAGAUUUCAGCAUGGAGCAGUCGCUCAGGCACAGUGAGUACUUCAUGUCGGCAGCUGCAUCAGCUAAGAUUAAGAUGCAGCACGACAGUCAUCACCACCAUCACAAUAUGAUGGAUCUGCCGAGCUCGACGUCGGCAACAUACUCAGGCAUGCUCAGAAUGCCAGAGCUGUACCCGGAUCACAAUGCAUUGGCAUUGGCUCGAUUGAAACUCCCGGGUCCCGAAAGCCCCGAGUCCACUUCCAGCUCCGCCUCAUCUUCCUACGGUGAAGGUGCAGGAGGCGUCGAGCAACCCACCAAGGAAGGGGCCGAGGCCAGGCUGCAAAGCGGUGCGGCGAUGGUCGAGAGUUUUGGUAGUGCAUGUGCCAGUACCACAGACUUCCACCUCAACCUCGCAUCGCAAUUUUUCUCCAUCGCCAACCACUUGCAAGGUCCGUCGAGUUCCUCCGUCGGACCCAGCGUGAGCAGCAGCACCGCUGCCCAACCGAUGUAUGCCGACCUGCUUCCAUCUUUUGCUGGCAGUGCGAGCAUUCUGCCCUGGAAUCACCAGCAGCCAUCGGUUGCACAGGGAGGGAGCUUUUCUAAUCUCUCCACUGUCACCGGCUCCGAUCGAACACCCCCGCCCUACUUUCAUCUCAUGGGGGUCGAUCAACACCAUUACCACACCUCCCCACCCUCGGGUAGUGCCGGGCAUCCUCAGCAGCUGAUGCACCAAUUGCCAGCUGCUGGCGAUGAUCCUCGUGCACUGCUCGUCGGAGGGGCCUCCCACAGCAAUCACGAGCACCAUCAACAUCAACAUCAGCAGCAGCAGCAGCAGCACCAUCAACAACAACAACACCAGCAGCAGCAGCAGCAGCAAGUGCAAGUUUUACAGCAGUUGCAAGCCGCGCAGCAUUUACAGCAGCUUCUUCAGCUUCAGCAGCCGUUCAACAGCAACAACAGCAGCAGCAGCAGCAUUAUUCAGCAGCAGCAGACGCAGAUGAGGCAGCCGCAACACAAUUCGUGGAGCGAGGCCUCGAAUCUGAGCCCCAGGGGCCAGUGCAUGAAAUUCCAAAAGCACGAUAAGCGCGUCGGGGCUGCGGGAGGGCCUCGACAGACGAAGCUGUACAGAGGUGUCAGGCAGAGGCACUGGGGCAAGUGGGUCGCGGAGAUUCGACUGCCGCGCAACCGCACUCGUCUGUGGCUCGGCACCUUCGACACCGCAGAGGAGGCGGCCUUCGCAUACGAUCAAGCAGCUUACAAGCUGCGGGGAGAGUAUGCGAGGCUCAAUUUCCCAGCCGUGAAGCACCCGGUGCGAUUGGAUGGCACCGGCUCGGCAGGGGAGGUGUGGCCGGGAAUGGCUGGGAGAGGACCUCCGGAUCAAAUUCGUCCUCUGCCAUCGACUCUCGAUGCCAAGCUGCAGACCAUCGCUCUGCACAACAGCAAUCCGUCUCGAGAUUUCUCGUUGGGAGUGCACCACCAUCGCACCACCAACACCAGCAACGCCGCCUGUACCACCACCACCACCACCACUGCCACCACCAACAUGGCCAGUGAUCAACAAGCUGCGAGCAUGUACGCGAGUCCAGCGUCGACUGUCACCACUGCGACGGCCGUGCACGACUGCGGCGAUCACCAACCCACCGGAACGUCGCGGUUUGCGCCCCUGCAAAAUAGCAUGGAGCUCGCGCACCAGGACGGGGUCGGGUGUUUCGAUGACGAGUAUAUGAGGAGGGCUUCGCUCGUGGAUGCGAGCCGAAGGGAAGCUCUGGGAGCUGUCCUCGGAGGAGGAGGAGGAGGAGGAGAUAGCAGUAGAUUUAUGAACGACUGCGCGAGCCUGAGCCCCCCGAUGCUGGUUAGCGCCGGGGAGUCCGGAUCAGCGUUCUCGCCAGGCAGGUCAGAAUGUGACACUUUGAGCAGCGGCAGCGCCACGUUUACUGACAGUGGCACGAUUUGGGCGGAGAUCGAUGACAAUCUGCUCAACAACGCUCCGAGUCUCGAUGUGACCAACUUGACGUGGGAUGUUCUCGCCAUGGCGCCCAAGGUCCAACAACAACAUCAGCAGCAGCAGCAGCAGCAGCAAUCUGCCGUCUCGUCGGCGACAGCGGCAGCAGCCAUCAGCACUCAGGCUGCUGUAACUCGACCGCUGUACGUCUGGCGAGACUGCAAAUAAUCUUGCGCCAGUCGAUCUGGCGCCAAGUAGCUGGCUGCGGUGGCGAAGGAAGACGAUGACCUUCACUCUUCCUUCGCCGUGCAUGGGCUGAGCUAACGAUGUUUCGAGGCCGCUGGGCGACGCGGGCACUCACCCACCCGUCCUUCCACCAUCCCUGAUCGAUGUACAGCAGGCGAAUAAGCGGAUGGUGCGAAGGACGGAAGGAGGAUCACGGAGGAGGGAGUGAGCAGGAGCAGACAGCACACACUGUCACUUGAUGACUGGAGUCGAUGCGAGCUCGAGGCCUUUCCCUUUUGAAAGAGCUCUCAAUUUGCCCUCUCGGGUUUCUCACACUGCAGCCGCAAUUUUUUUAAGAUCGGCGUGCACGCGCGGAAGCCCGAGGGAUUAGAUUUCGUUUACACAUUGGGAAGUUCUUUCAGCACAUUGCUGGCAGCUAUUAUGGUGGGUUCUGAUCUGGCUAUGCCUCGUCCCACUCCUUUUUGUACAAACCUUAGAGAGAGAGAAAGAGAGAGAGCGAGAGAGCGAGAGAGAGAGGAGAGAGGCACACACAGAAUACACACACAAUCACUUUUACACACACUACACACUUCACCACACACUCACACACAAACACACAGAGGCGACGACCACCACUUUGUCACCCACACAAGAGGGUUAGUUGGUUUCCAUUUCUUCCCGAGGUGGCGGAACACAAUCAAUCAUGACACAGUGACACCUGCCUGCCCUCGUUCGGCAUCUCACUGGACGAAAGCGGAGCUAGUGGGUGGGGUUGUCUGUAUGAAACAAGUUAUAAGCAAGCUUGCUGCUGCUGCUGCACCAGCAGAUGUUGCUAGCGCUGUAGGUAGUAUUGUAGAGGAUGCACGGCAUGCCUACAGGCACUUCUAAGGCCCUUUGAGAUCGACGAAUCUUAGAUAGAUUGUAGAUUCUUAGCACGGGCCUUCUCCAUGAUGGCUCUCCUCGUUUUUGGGACGAGCAUCAGGGCGAAUUUUGUUGGAUUGUUAGUAGUGUAGAAAUCUUGUUCUGCAGCUGGAGUGAUCUUUGUAUAUUUCAAUAAGGUCCAGCAGACCGGUAGUUUUUCCUGUCCGCAGCUAGCUAGAUAGAUUCUAGAUUGGGAUAUCUAGAUGUCUGUCCUUCGGAGUAAUUUUUUCAUUCUCCGAUCUGCCUGCCACAUCGACGGAGCAAAUUUUAGUAGUUCCAGGUUCAAGCAUAGACAGACAGACAGUUCGCACCAGAGUGACCACCCCCCAUCAAGCUGGACUCCUUUUUUUCUAGUACCAGCUCGAGCUCGUGGUGGAUCUGAUGGGUGCCCUGCAGUCGUGCAUUGUGGCAUUAGCUCGAUGAUCAUUCAUCCUUUUAAUGAUGAUGACAUCGAUGAUGAAUAGAAUUAUGUUGUUUCUGCUUUA